AGGCGGGAAGGCGCGGCCGCCCAGCGCCCUGCGUUGCAGCCUCCCGCCCGACUGACUCCGCGCGGCCGCCACAGAGCCAGCCACGCCCUCGGCCCUGCGGCCGCCCAGCGCCCAAAGAGCCGGAGCAGAAGAUGCGGCCGUUCGUCCCCGCUCGUCUGCUCCGGCCGCCGUCGCCGGCCGGUGCCGCCUGGCGGGGUCGCCGCGCCUGAAGCCCACGUGCGCCGCCGAGUCCGGUCGCCGCAGCGCAGCGGCUGACAGCAAAGCCUGCCGGGGCCGCCGCCCGCGCUCCUCCAGGAGCAGAGGAUUUUGAUUUCAAAGGAAGGAAGGAAGGAAGGACAACUCCCAGCCUCCCCGUCCCGCCCUCUCCGCUCCGGCGGCCCGGCCGGCCAUGCCCAGGAAGGCGGCGACAGCCCGGCAGCGGGGACUUUUCUGGUAGGCUCGUGGCGAGGGGCGCGGACUGGUAUUCUGCCGUGCCCCGGCUCACGGUCCCAGCGAGCGUGCACAGCGCCCCGAAGAAGAGCUUGUCGCGGGCUUGGGCCCGCCCCGAGACACCCGGCCGCCGCCGCCACCCCGAUCCCUGUGCCCGCCGCGGUGGGUGGCAUGAUGGUGCGCGGAAGGCAGCGCGGCCCUGGCCAGCUGAGUCGCGGCGGCGGUGGUAGUGGGCUCCCCAGCGGCAUGCCAGUGCCCCCUGGGCGCGAUGGCUAGCGGCAGCGCCGGGAAACCCACUGGUGAGGCGGCUUCUCCGGCUCCAGGGAGCGCCGUCGGCGGGGCCAGCUCACAGCCGCGGAAGAGGCUGGUGUCGAUCUGUGACCACUGCAAGGGCAAGAUGCAGCUGGUGGCCGACCUGCUGCUGCUGUCUAGCGAGGCGCGGCCGGUGCUCACCGAAGGCCCCGCCUCCCCUGGCGCUGGUGCCGAGUCCUUCGAGCAGUGCCGGGACACCAUCAUCGCGCGCACCAAGGGCCUCUCCAUCCUCACCCACGACGUGCAGAGCCAGCUCAACAUGGGCCGCUUCGGAGAGGCGGGGGACAGUCUCGUGGAACUGGGCGACCUGGUGGUGUCGCUGACCGAGUGCUCUGCACAUGCGGCCUACCUGGCGGCCGUGGCCACGCCGGGCGCUCAACCUGCACAGCCCGGCCUUGUGGACCGCUACCGUGUGACACGCUGCCGCCACGAGGUGGAGCAGGGCUGUGCUGUGCUUCGAGCCACCCCGCUGGCUGACAUGACGCCGCAGCUGCUGCUGGAGGUGUCACAGGGCCUGUCUCGAAACCUCAAGUUCCUGACGGACGCGUGCGCCCUGGCCAGUGACAAGUCACGGGACCGAUUUUCGCGCGAGCAGUUCAAGCUGGGCGUCAAGUGCAUGAGCACCAGUGCAUCGGCGCUGCUGGCAUGCGUGCGCGAGGUGAAGGCGGCACCCAGCGAGCUGGCCCGCAGCCGCUGCGCACUCUUCAGCGGGCCCUUGGUACAGGCCGUGAGCGCUCUAGUGGGCUUUGCCACUGAGCCUCAAUUCCUGGGUCGCGCAGCGGCCGUGAGCGCUGAAGGCAAGGCGGUGCAGACCGCCAUCCUGGGAGGCGCCAUGAGCGUGGUGUCGGCCUGUGUGCUCUUGACCCAGUGCCUCAGGGAUCUGGCGCAGCACCCCGAUGGGGGCGCCAAGAUGUCGGACCACAGGGAGAGGCUGAGGAACUCGGCCUGCGCCGUGUCUGAAGGCUGCACCCUGCUAUCUCAGGCUUUAAGGGAAAGGUCUUCACCCAGGACUUUACCGCCAGUGAAUUCCAAUUCUGUGAAUUAGCACCCCACCCCACACCCCCCAUACCCAUUGUCCACCCCAGGCUAAAGGAAGACACUUAUUCCUCCCCUCUCCAUUUAUACCAAAGAAAUCAUAGGUGACUCCCCCUCCCCAAUGUUAAAUGCUCAAGAGGAUUUUUCCAGAAGGCAGGGCCAGGCACACAACUUAACAUGUACACAGUGGGCCCAGGUAUCUACCAGCCCACUGUGGAGACUCAGAUACAGAAGAUGGGUAGGUAGCGUGUGGGCUGCAGGAUUACCCCUACACACUCCAACCCCUCAGUUAAUUGGGCAGGAAAGACAUCAUGGGUUCAUUUCUUUCUUCUUUUUAAUUAAAAGAAAGGUUACCUCAGUUUUCACUCCUUAGACAUGGAUGUAGCUACCUUUUUGUAUGUCGUUAUUUUUGUUGAAUUAGAGUAUACUUUGUGUGAUAAGAGUAUGACUUUGCCAUGUGAUUUGCAAGUGGGGGGAAAGCUACUGUGAGUGUGUGUUUUAUUUUUUAAUUUACACUAUAGAGUGAUUUUUUCCCCCAAUGUCAAGUUUUUACCCUGCAUGUACUGGAGUAUUUAUUUCAUCUAUUAAAUUGUUAUGUUUCUCA
Messenger RNA from Mesocricetus auratus (golden hamster), 2380 nucleotides. It is a transcript of the gene Tlnrd1, whose product is annotated as talin rod domain containing 1. The transcript has a single exon. The record is from RefSeq and is a predicted model, not a curated record. Bases 698 to 1786 code for a protein of 362 amino acids. NCBI's taxonomy places the organism in Eukaryota, Metazoa, Chordata, Mammalia, Rodentia, Cricetidae. Gene Ontology annotation, molecular function: actin binding.